This is a messenger RNA of Bathycoccus prasinos, 3243 nucleotides long. RefSeq lists its product as hypothetical. Lineage: Eukaryota; Viridiplantae; Chlorophyta; Mamiellophyceae; Mamiellales; Bathycoccaceae. Bases 1 to 3243 code for a protein of 1080 amino acids. Gene Ontology annotation, cellular component: cytoplasm. The transcript has a single exon. Gene Ontology annotation, biological process: axoneme assembly. The record is from RefSeq and is a predicted model, not a curated record.
AUGGAUCACGACGACGACGCAAACGACGACGAGCCGCAAACGCCGUCCUCCGCGCUGUUCAACUUCAAAAAAUCCGCCGCACGAAGAGGCAGAACACCUACCCCGUUGGCACCUCCUCCAACGCUUUCCCCGAUGUUCAAAGAGGAGAAACGACGCGUAUUUUUUGCACCGUCGUCGUCGGAUGAAGAAGAAGAAGAAGCUGACGAUGUCGACGACUUUUCGUCCGAAUCGUCGUCCUUAAUACUCUCUUCCGCGCAAAAAACAAUCGAACAACAACAGCGCGAUCGCUUAAACCUGUUGAGAGCGAGAUUGCAAAACGCGCAAAGUAAAGCGGAGAAGCAACGAAAAGCGAGAGAACAAGUCGCGGUGAUUUUACACGAAGACCAAAAAAAAAUCAAACGCGCGAACGAACGCGCAGUGGCAAUGGAACGCGACGUGACUUUACUCACCGAGAAAAGAGAGAAGGAAGAAGAGACGAUGGAGAAGGAAACCGAGCGGUUGGAAAAAGUACGCGCGAUGGAACGAGAGGAGAUGGGGAAGAGCGAGAGAUUACAGCGGGAGUUGGACGAGACGGCGAGGGCGAGACGCGAACGAGAAGCGGAGGUUGUGAAAGCGGAGGCGAGGUACGAACGGACGAUGAGAGAGACCGCGCAAGGCGAAAGAGUGGUGUCGAUGAAUGAAAGAGUCAUUUUUGAGAGAGAAGAGCGGGUCGAGAACAUGAUGGAGACGGAAAGAAAGUUGAGAGAGAAGACGGAGACGCUGGAGAAGAGGACGGCGCAGGCGAGAAAAGAGACGGAGGAGAUGAAAGAGGAGAACGAAGUGCGAGCGAUGGAGAUUGAAAAGCAACGGAAAGAAAAUGCAAAGUUACGGGAAAGGUGGGCGCUAACGGUGAAGACGUGCGAGAAAACGGACGAAGAGGCGAGACGGUUGUUCGAGGAAACGUCGGCGGUUAAUCGCGAAGAAGCGAAGGUGAGAUUGGAGAUUGGCGCAGAAUUUAAGGAAAUCGCGUUGGCGAAAAAGGACAUCAAGGCAUUCGACAGUGAGAAAGAGAAGCUCUUAUUCGAUAUUAAGAAAAAUGAAGACUUGAUUUCGGCGUGUAGCAUAACCUCGGAGCAACACGCGAAAGAUACCGACGAGGAUAGAAAAGAGACGGACGGAUUAGUCGCGACGGCGGCGACGCUUCGUUUGCGCGCCUCGGAGGUAUCGCGUGAAAUUGAUCGAGUCAACGAAGAACGAGAAAAGCUUCGAGAAAAACAACACGCUUUGGAAGAUGAAAUAGUGUCCAAACUCUCCAACGAGAUCGCGGCGAGAACCGAGCGCACAAAAUUUGACUCGAAAAGUAUCGAGCGUUUAAAGAAGCAAACGAGAGACAUCGAAUCCGCGACUGUUCGUUACGAAAACUUAAAGGCGAUGGCAGACGUGGAUACGCUCGACUUCGAGUCAGAAAUGUUGGACACGGAUCGCGAAAUUGAGGAAAUUGAGAUUGAGAUUCAAAAUAUGGCUUUGGAGACGGAAGCGAAAGAGGCUAAAAUAAAGAACGGACGAAGAGAGUUGGAAAAGUUAGCGAUGGAAAGGGACGCUUUGGACAAACGCGCGGAACGCAUUAACGAUCGCAUAUUAGCCGCAGAACGUGUGAAGGCGUCGUCUAAUAACAGCACGAAUGAAUCGACUGGAGGACCAUUGAACGCCACGCUGGCGAGCUUGAAGAAGGAGCUCGCCGCGACGCGGAAUAAAAGCAACCAGUCGCGUCAAAACUGGUUAAACGCGCAAAACGAACUCUUGACGCUCGCGGAAGGCAAAAAAAAAUCCGCGUCGUUGUUACAAGAGUUGCUCUCCGACGAACGUCUCUACGAGGGUAAAAAGAACAGACACGAGCGAGAUGCGAAAGUAUACGAGCGAGACGCGCUAGCUAUAAAUAGAGAAAUCGAUCGAUUACGGAGGCAGCUUUCGAUGUUGAACGAAGAAGUUUCACUUUCGGAACAAAUAUUGGCGUCUGCACCGGAAGAGUUCAAAGUCCUGAAACAAACGCUUCAAACGACGCUCGAUGAUGCCAAAAGAGAACUUAAAUCGGCGGAGAACAACUUAGCGUGCGAAGAGCGCGACGUAGAGAAAGAAAAAGCGAGAAUUGAUGCGCUUCGCGAGGAAGUAUCGAAAUGGAACCGCGAGCGCAAGAUGGAGAUUGAAACGCAAAACAAACUCGACCCGAACGUCGGCAACGUCGAGUUACUACGAGCGCGAGAAGAAGUGCACGCCUUAGAAAAACAGUUGGAUAAAGCAAAGCGAUCGAAAGAGACGAUGGCAGUAAAUCUGGAGACGAGGCUUAAGAAACGUGAGAUUUUAGCGAGUUCGGCGAACGACCUCGUGUUUGUGGUUGAUAACGCGGCGCGCGAUACACUUCAAAGCAACGAUGACGGAGAGACGGACAACGACAUCAAGGCUGCAAGAAAGAACAAGUCAAAUCGAAGAUACGCGGACGAGUCAUACGCCAUCAUCAACAGCGUAGAUUUUGAGGACAAAGUUCUCUACGAAGAUCCGAACGACGACGACGUCGCCUACGAAAUUAAGCGCAAGCGUAACGAAGACAUACAUGCGAACAGGCGGCGAAAGCAAGAGAAAAUCGCGCAACGUGAAAUCCGAGAGGCUUUAAAAACAGCCGCCGUUUCGAACGAAAACGCCGAGUUGCUCGAGCGCAAAGCGAAAGAGUUGAAAGCAUCGUGCGACGCGGCGAGAGCCAGUGCGAAGAUGGCGAUGCACGAAACGCAAAGAUUGAAGAUUGAAACUGGUGCUGCGCAGAGAAGAGCGGAAGCGCACGUGAUUGAUACGGCGAGAAGUCAACGCGCGAGAAAAAUGUUGGAGGCAGCGGCGGAUAAAAUUCGCUACGAGGUAGUGGAAGAGAACGAUGAGGAUGAAAGCGAGAAGUGUUUAGAGAAUAAUCGUUAUCGCAUAUCGGAAUACGAUAACCAGUCGUUAACAAACGAGCAGUCUGCUUCGGAUAAGUUGCGAGAAGUCGAAAGCGAAAGAGAGCGACUGUCUCGUUUACUUCGACACGCAUGGGAGCAAGAGGAGGAAGAAGAAGAUGAUAAUGAAGACGAUGAAACACGAAGCGACGACGAUGAAGAUGAAAAGUUGCGCCGCGCUAUCAAUCGCGCGCAGCAUCUGUUAGAAUCUCGACACCAAAUAUCGUUUGCCGCCUCCUACGUCCACGAUGCCAUUGACAAGCAGAAAGCAAAGUUUAAGGCGUAA